Microthlaspi erraticum is the source of this 252-nucleotide messenger RNA. The record is from the annotation of a GenBank genome assembly. NCBI's taxonomy places the organism in Eukaryota, Viridiplantae, Streptophyta, Magnoliopsida, Brassicales, Brassicaceae.
AUGAUGUCUCCAUCUCGGAGAAAUAUCGGCGUGUAUGGGUUUAGAGCUUUGGAGUUCAGUAAAGUGCCGUUGGAAGAUCCAAGGUCCUCAAUCAACCAUUACCCAGAAGAAACCGAUGCGAUACGGAGGUGCUUGGUGGAGAUUCCGGCGUCUUUGACGGCGAUUUCGUUACCACGAGCGAUUCGACCCAUAGUUAACCCGGGAUUGCAUUGUAGAGUAUCGCACAUCUCUUGGACCCUCGUGGAAUGCUAA